AUGGUUUUUCUUGAUGAAGAUGAGUCGUUGGAAGCCACAGAUAUGGAUAAAAGUCAAAAUGAUAUGACCCGAGAGUUUGUUCCGCAAGAUGCUCCCAUGCAAACAACUACUAUGGAAACCAUAAGGUCAACUCAAGAAUCUGUAAAGGAUGUUCUUAUGGAUAAAGUGUUGAAUGUUAAAGAUGCUGUGAAGAACAAAGUCAUGAAAGAGACCGGAAUGCCAGAAUGGGCUUUUGUGUUUCUGGGUAUCAUCGGUUUACUCAUCGUUGUUGGAUGUGGUUUUAUGCUCAUUCGAAAAUUAUUCGGAAAGAAGCGACAUGGAGAGAAGAAUAAGAAAGGGUUUAAGGGAUUAUUUGGCAAAGGCGGUGAUUUAGUAGCCGGAAAGGACAUUGGAGCUGGGAUGCAAGCAGACUUGGAAGGAUUAGAGGAAAAUAUGGAGCAAAACGAAAAAGCUCAAGCAGAAGAGAAAGAAGAAGUCAAGCUUGGCAGAAUUCAAUACAAACUUGAUUAUGAUUUCCAACAGGGACAAUUAACUGUCACUGUCAUCCAAGCAGAAGACUUGCCUGGUAUGGAUAUGAGCGGAACAUCAGAUCCAUACGUCAAGUUGUAUCUUCUACCGGAAAAGAAGAAGAAAGUUGAGACUAAGGUUCAUCGUAAGACACUCAAUCCAGUUUUUAACGAAACAUUCAUUUUCAAGGUGGCUUUCAAUGAAAUUACGGCUAAAACACUCGUGUUUGCAAUUUACGAUUUCGAUAGAUUCAGUAAGCACGAUCAAAUCGGACAGGUACUGAUUCCUCUUGGAAAAAUUGAUCUGGGACAGGUCAUUGAAGAGUGGAAAGAUAUCGCACCUCCUCCUGAUGAUAAAGAAGCUGAAAAAGCUUUGGGAGACAUAUGUUUCUCUUUACGUUAUGUGCCUACAGCCGGAAAACUAACUGUUGUUAUCCUUGAAGCCAAAAAUUUGAAGAAAAUGGACGUUGGUGGUUUGUCAGAUCCCUACGUGAAAAUUGUGUUAUUACAAGGAGGAAAGCGGUUAAAGAAAAAGAAGACUUCUAUUAAGAAAUGUACUCUCAAUCCAUAUUACAAUGAGUCGUUCUCAUUCGAAGUACCUUUCGAGCAGAUUCAGAAAGUAUCUUUGAUGAUAACAGUUAUGGACUAUGAUAAACUUGGUUCCAAUGAUGCAAUUGGUCGAUGCUUACUCGGUUGUAACGCCAAUGGAGCAGAAUUGAGACAUUGGAUGGAUAUGCUGGCAUCUCCACGUCGUCCUAUUGCUCAAUGGCAUACACUACAGCCAGUAGAAGAAGAAGGCGAAAAAGAUAAGGAGAAGAAAUAA
Molecule: messenger RNA, 1329 nt
Organism: Auanema sp. JU1783
Lineage: Eukaryota; Metazoa; Nematoda; Chromadorea; Rhabditida; Rhabditidae
Source: the annotation of a GenBank genome assembly